Plasmodium malariae is the source of this 1260-nucleotide messenger RNA. Its product is annotated as conserved Plasmodium protein, unknown function. The coding region runs from base 1 to 1260 and encodes 419 amino acids. Gene Ontology annotation, cellular component: mitochondrion. The record is from RefSeq and is a predicted model, not a curated record. The transcript has a single exon. NCBI's taxonomy places the organism in Eukaryota, Apicomplexa, Aconoidasida, Haemosporida, Plasmodiidae.
AUGCCGGUAAGUUUUUGUGUGUAUAAUGUGGCAGGAUAUAAUGAGAAGCUUAACACGAUAUUAUAUAGGGAACCCAUUUUAACGAAUAAAAAUUAUGAGAGUAAAUAUAUUAUAUUUUUUCCUGGGGAUUAUUCAAAUUUUUUCAGGAAUUCUAUAUACACAUCUUUUAAGUUACAAUCAACAUACGAAUGUACCGAUUACUGUUACAGUUAUGAGGCCCUGUUUUGGGUUAUAUCCUCGAAGUAUUUAUAUGAUCAUAUAGUAUUUAUUAAACCUAGUACUUUUUCGAAUUAUUUUUCGACCUUUUCAAAUUUUUUAAAUUCAUCUGAUAUAUCUCUGAGCACAAAUGCGAAAAAUGUACAUGCAAACAGUGCAAAUGACCGAGAGGGAAACAUAAGCAGGACUAGCAAAAACUCGUACCAAACGAACGAGGAGAGUUAUACUAACAACAAGACUACACAAGCGCAAAGUACAAAACAUUUAUUGUGUUUACUACUGUCGUUAAAUAAAACAUUGUUAGGAAGUCAAAAAAAAGGCACAACAAUUUCGUGUAAUUGUUCCCAGAUGAGAGAUGCAAAUAUGAUAGGACAACAGAGCACGAUCAGUGAAAGCGACAUAGUGAGUGAUACCCAAAUUUGCAAAAACACUGAUGAAGAAGAAACGAGAACAAGCAAAAAUAACAUUGAAGAAAAACCUUGUAACGAGUGUAACAAUAUAAAUCGGAAAGAAGGGAUAAAGGGAAAACUAAUUUUAAUUGGAUUUAGUAAAGGAUGCACAGUUUUAUUUUCUCUACUAAGAGAAGCUAAAGAAAAAUUCUUUUUUUGGUCCUUGAUUGACUCUCUUUAUUUUUUAGAUCCUAGUUUUAAUAAAAAUAUUUACAAUACGAAUAUUGAAAAUAGUGCGUUAGAGAACUUAUCACAAUACAAUAUAAAAAUAUAUAUUCAUUCUACUCCUCGUCAGAUCGUCGAUGAGAGCGGUCUAUACAUCCAUAAGGAGUUAACAAAUUUUCUUAAAUUAUUAAGACUCUUUCGUAUAUGUACGUUUCCAUAUAUACAUUAUACAAACGUCCAAAAGGUAGUUAAUCCUCUUUGUAUGCACUUUGAAAUUUUAAUUGAUUUUUCCGAGGAUAUAGAGAAAGAAGCAGAUGAACAUACCCCCCUGUUACUAUGUAGCAAAGAAUUGAAUAUCAAUUUUUGCCAAAGUAAAAAAACCAAGAUCUCUGAUUUUUUUUUCGAAAAAUGGAAGAGAAAUUCGCUCUAG